AUGAAAUCGCUGGUGGUGUUAAUAUCCGUGGUGGCGUUAGCCUCUGCCAAGCCUUCUCAUUUCUACAAUGAAGGAAUCGUCGCUUAUUCGGCGCCGAUAGUAGCUGCUGCGCCCGCUGCCGUCUCACACCAGUCUCGUCUGGACAUCAAAUCAUCGCCGGCUAUAGUUGCGACGGCGGCAGUUGCACCUAUCGCCACUCGCACUGUGAUUUCUCAACCGGCUCUACUCAGUGCUCCAGCUGCGAUCGCCGCCCCAACUGUUCUCGCUGGUCCUGCCGCCGUAUCCAGCCAGUCCCGUAUCGACAUUAAAUCGUCACCAGCUUGGAUAGAGACGGCAGCAAUUACUCCGAUCGCAUCACGCACCGUGAUUGCGCAACCGAGCGUUCUUUCCGCGCCUGCUGCUAUCGCCGCACCCGCUUUCGUUGCUGCGCCUGCCGCUGUAUCCAGCCAAUCCCGUAUUGACAUCAAAUCGUCACCAGCUGUCUUAGCGACUGCCGCCGUAGCACCAGUUGCAACACGCGUCUUGACGGAGCCCGCUGUUGUCACCGCGCCAGCUGCAUUUGCUGCACCAGCCGCCGUGUCUAGCCAAUCCCGCAUUGACAUCAAGUCUACGCCAGCUGUAGUAGCGACUGCCGCCGUUGCUCCUGUUGCUACACGUGUCUACUCUGAGCCAGCUGCUUUUGUUGCCCCUGCUGGUAUUGUUGGACCCGCUGCCAUAUCCAGCCAGUCCCGCGUGGAUAUCAAGUCUUCUCCAGGUUUCGCGAAAACUAUUGUCUCUGCUGGACCCGUUGCCUAUAGCGCGCCUUUCGCUGCUGGAUCGGUUGCCUACAGUGCGCCAAUCGCCACAGCUCCUUGUGGUGAUGCUGUCGUGAAAACCACCGGUAUCGCUUCAUCUAUUUAUAAGACCGGUACUUUCUUGCCUGCUCCUAUCGGUGCUAGAAUUCUGCCUGUUGACACACCCGAGGUCAUUGCUGCCCGCAAUGCCCACUUUGAGGCCCAAGCUAAUAUUCUCGCUGGUAUCCACACAGUGCACAAGCGUUCAGCACCCUUGAUCGCGGCGACUCCCCUGGCUACUCCAGUAAUCUCUACAUACGCAACAUCUCCCCUGGCUUACUCCGCUCCCUUAACAUACUCUGCACCUCUGAGCGUUGUAAGCCCAGCCAUCACCAAGGUUUAUGGAGUCCACUCCUGGUAA
This is a messenger RNA of Manduca sexta (tobacco hornworm), 1194 nucleotides long. It is a transcript of the gene CPH16, whose product is annotated as calphotin. The record is from RefSeq and is a predicted model, not a curated record. The coding region runs from base 1 to 1194 and encodes 397 amino acids. NCBI's taxonomy places the organism in Eukaryota, Metazoa, Arthropoda, Insecta, Lepidoptera, Sphingidae. The transcript has a single exon.